AUGUCCUCUGCCAAGCUUGGACAGGAUGUCAAUCGCAUCCUCUACAUCAAGAAUCUGCCUUAUACAAUCACUGGGGAGGAUCUUUACGAUUUGUUCGGCAAAUACGGUGCUAUUCGCCAAAUUAGGCUGGGAACCACGAAAGAAACUCGAGGCACUGCUUACGUCGUGUACGAAGUAGUCAACGACUCGAAGCAGGCAUUCGACAAUCUCAACGGAUUCCACCUCAAUGAGCGCUAUAUUGUGGUUAUGUAUCACCAGCCAGAGAAGCAGGCACAGAUUGCAAUCAAGCAGGCAGAGUUGGUGAAGCGGGAGGAAGAGCUCGUUGCGUUUAAGCGAGCCAAUGAUAUUUCGUAG
Molecule: messenger RNA, 354 nt
Organism: Wallemia ichthyophaga EXF-994
Lineage: Eukaryota; Fungi; Basidiomycota; Wallemiomycetes; Wallemiales; Wallemiaceae
Product: Pre-mRNA branch site p14-like protein
Exons: 4
Coding region: 1-354 (117 amino acids)
Biological process (GO): mRNA splicing, via spliceosome
Cellular component (GO): precatalytic spliceosome; U2 snRNP; catalytic step 2 spliceosome
Molecular function (GO): RNA binding
Source: RefSeq, a predicted model, not a curated record